UCUGAGCGGACUGCAGAACAGUACCGCAUCUCAAGCCCGCUUUCGGAAGCACAGCUGAAGCAGAUCCUCACCUAUGUGCGUAGCCAAGCUCAACAGCCUAGUCCAGAGCCAGAGGCGGACGAACGGCGAGCAGAGGGCCAAGCACCACAAGAGGACGAAUGGCAGCGAGACGGCACAGACCCGUGGGCCAGGGACAGAGCCGCAGCCGGCUCAGUGUCCAGCAGGGCCCCCGAGCGAGCUGACCAGGAUCGCUGGUGGCAGGGCCGCUGGAGUUGGAGCGGAGCCCAAAACGACGGCAACUGGAAGUGGGACGACUCCAAGGACGGCGGCUGGAGCUGGAAAGAAAGGGGUCGCGACUUUGCGGACCCCGAGCCAUGGGCCGGAUGGCCAGAAUACAAGCUAUGGCGACGAAAGGUCAUGAGGUGGCGCCAGAGCACAGACGUCGGCGAGACCAAGCACGCCGACCGCAUCUUGAAGGCGCUGCCCAUCGACCUCCAGAGGAAGCUAGAGGACAUUCCGGAUGAGGUUAUCAUGUCGCGGGAAGGCGCUCAGAGGGUGAUAGAUCGUUUGGACCUCCUGAGUGGCGAGCGCGUCGGGGACGAGAAGCGCAAGGCCGCGAGGGAGUGCCUUUUCUCCUUCCAGAGACGUCAGGGCGAGGGCCUUACCGAGUACGCCGCGAGAAUAGACCUAGCCUUCGACCGAGUCGGCACAUUGGGCUUGCCCGUGCCAGAAGACUGGAAGUUCAUGUUCUUGGAGGAGGGCGUAGGACUCGACGAGCGUGGCCAGCAGCUGAUGAAGGUUCUUAUGGCCACGAAGGACUCGUAUCCGGACGCCCUCAAGGCCAUCCGAGAGAUGGACGUCACAAGAAAGGGGCAUCUUGCCCACCAGAGGGCACGAACAUACCACACCGACCGAGGAUCAGCGUCGUCGUGGACAUCACAAUGGACGAACAAUGAGCCCAGCUACUCCGUGGAGGACGACGAGGAUGACUCGAUGGUGGACUACGAUGACGUCUCGUCCCUCAACACAGAGGGAGAGAAUGAGAUAUACCUGGCCAUCGAGAACUUGAAUCUAUACGACGACGAGCUUCCGGUGGUGUUCGCCAGUAUGCAGGAGGACAGGCGGAAAACGUGGAAGCAGAACAGAGAGCUCAAGCGGAAAAUGAAGGUCGAUCGCAGGUUCUUCGACAGGACGAAGGAGACGGUCAAAGUGUCGACCUCACGUGAGAACAGAGGAGGGAUCACGAACGUCACUGGCUUCGUCUUCGCGAACGUGUUGGAUCCUGUCGUGUCGGAGACGGAGCAGAACGAGAGGGACCGGGCCGCGCAGGCGACGGUGCUGCUCACGGUGGAGGCCGGCGAGGCAUAG
Molecule: messenger RNA, 1368 nt
Organism: Prorocentrum cordatum
Lineage: Eukaryota; Dinophyceae; Prorocentrales; Prorocentraceae
Source: the annotation of a GenBank genome assembly